Messenger RNA from Anguilla rostrata (American eel), 3469 nucleotides. RefSeq names its product MORC family CW-type zinc finger protein 3-like. The transcript has 16 exons. NCBI's taxonomy places the organism in Eukaryota, Metazoa, Chordata, Actinopteri, Anguilliformes, Anguillidae. The record is from RefSeq and is a predicted model, not a curated record. Bases 135 to 2471 code for a protein of 778 amino acids. Gene Ontology annotation, molecular function: zinc ion binding; ATP hydrolysis activity. Gene Ontology annotation, cellular component: nucleus; PML body.
AAAAUGAAUCCUUUCAACUUAAUGUGACGUUCCAAAAGGGGUUGGGCAGUUGGGUGUAUACACUUACAUAUAAUUACGCGACCCUAUAGUGUGAUUAGGAAACAAAACUUCCAACUCUCAACAUAUCAGAGAAAAUGGCCAGAGAAACUGAUGAAAAUAUACCAUUGAGUUCGGUCAAUCCACAGUAUUUGCAUGCAAAUUCCACCAGUCACACCUGGGCCUUCGGUGCCAUUGCUGAGCUGAUUGACAAUGCCUAUGAUCCGGACGUUGAUGCCAAGCAUAUCUGGAUCGACUGGACCAAGAUUAAGGACCUUGACUGCCUUACAUUCACGGACGAUGGAGCUGGGAUGGAUUUUGAUGAAAUGCACAAGAUGCUGAGCUUUGGCUUUAGUGACAAGCAGGCAUUGGAGGGCUGCGCUCCAGUAGGUCUUUACGAAAAUGGGUUUAAAUCCGGCACCAUGUUCCUGGGGAAAGAUGCCAUUGUCUUCUCCAAAAAUCGCUACUCCAUGAUUGUGGGCCUGCUGUCUCAGACCUACCUGGCUGCCAUUCAGGAUCAGAAUGUGUCCAUCGUCACCUUCAGAAAAACUCUGACCUCACUCAGCGCUAUACCACAGCAUAGAGGCAGCCUGAAAGCCAUCCUGGAGCAUUCGCUGUUUCAAACGGAGGAGCAGUUGCUCCGUGAGCUCGAGAUCAUCAAGGGCCUUACUGGAACCCGGAUCAUCAUAUGGAACCUGCGCAGUACCACCAGCGGACAGAUAGAGUUUGAAUUCAAGGAGGAUAUCGCGGACAUUCAGAUUCCAUAUGUGGACUUGACCGAUGAGCAGAAGAGGCCUAUUCAGCGCCCGGCUGGGGUUGCGGAGUUUGAGUUCUCUCUGCGUGCAUACUGCAGCAUUUUGUACUUGAAGCCACGGAUGGAGAUUUUGAUAAGAGGAAAGAAGGUGGAGACUCAGCUGGUGGCAAAAAGCCUGGCCCACCCCAUUGAGGACAGACACACACCCACAUUCCUGAACGAACCUAUCAAGAUAACCUUUGGGUACAGAACAAAAAGCCAGGGGCCGUACGGAGUACUGAUGUACUAUAAGAAUCGGCUAAUUCGACCAUAUGUGCUUUUGGGCUGCCAGCUCAAGGUCAAUGGCAGGGGUAUUGGUGUCAUUGGCGUCAUUGAAUGCAACUUCCUCAAGCCAACGCACAAUAAACAGGAAUUUGAUGAAUCAGAGGAGUACAGGAAAAUAAAGCACUACCUGGGAGUGAAACUGGAGGAAUAUUGGAAUGACAUGCGACUCAAAAGAAAGAAGAAUCCCACUGAACCGAAGGGGACUUCUUCGCAUAAGAAAUGGGUCCAGUGUGAUGACUGCCGGAAGUGGAGGAAACUGGCAGAUGACAUUGAUCCUGAAAGCCUGCCUGAUGUUUGGGUUUGCUCCAUGAAUAAGGAUCCCGAAUUCAGGAGCUGCGGGGUAGAUGAAGAACCAGAAAAUUCAGAAGGGGAGCAGCCAUGUGAGAAGAAAUAUUAUAAAAGAAUACGUGAGACCAGCCUCAGUUCCUCCUCUCCUCUCAGCUUCUCAGAUGAGUAUAGCCACACAGGGAACGUGGAUGAUGAUCCUUCUUCCAACAGCGAGCUCUCCACCUACACUGUGCCAAAGCGUUCAUCUUCAAGGCUGAAGAGGAAGGUGUUCACCCUAGAAAACAAGGAAGACAAAAGAGCAAAUAUAAUUGGUCUCCAAAACAACACAUCAGAGGCAUUGGCCACUAGAGCCUCUUCAGCGCUGUGUCUGCCGAUGUCAUCCAUCACCGUAACCGGGAACCAGAAUUGCAUGCAGGUGCAAACAGCCACCCUGAAGAGAGACCUGUACAGGGAGCAGGUGGAGACAGUCAACCAGGAGAGAGACCAGCAUAGCGAGCAGGUGAAGACUGUAAUUUGUGAGAGAGACCGGUACAAGAACCAGGUGAAGACUGUCACUCAGGAGAGAAACCAGUACAGGGAGCAGGUAGAGGCAGUCACUGAAGAGAGAGACCAGUACAGGGAGCAGAUGGAGACUAUCACACAGGAGAGAGACUGGUAUAGGAACCAGGUGAAGACUCUCACUCAGGAGAGAAACCAGUACAGGGAGCAGGUAGAGGCAGUCACUGAAGAGAGAGACCAGUACAGGGAGCAGGUGAAGACUGUCACUCAGGAGAGAAACCAGCACUGGGAGCAGGUGAAGACUAUCACUCAGGAGAGAGACCAGUACAGGGAGCAGUUGGAGCAGGAGAGAGACCAGUACAUGGACCAGGUGAAGACUCUUACUCAGGAGAGAGACCAGUACAGGGAGCAGUUGGAGCAAGAGAGAGACCAGUACAGGGAGCAGGUGAAGACUGUCACUCAGGAGAGAGACCUGUCCAGGGAGCAGGUGAAGGCUGUCACUCAGGAGAGAGACCAGUACAAGACAAAGGCGUUUCAGCUGACCAUGCAGAUGCUCGACCUUCAGAAAUAAAUUUGAACAACAGCGAAGGAUGAGCUGAAGAGCAAGACAGUGUGAGCUGUUGCCUGGUGACCAUCAUACCGGCUCUGGAUCUGGACCUGCUCAGCUUUGACAGUGAUGUCAUUGAUGGGACCCUGGAUUUGAUUGAACAUAGACGAGCCACAAAACUUUUACAGUUCUUUGUUUUUGUGUACUUUGUGUAUUCUUUUGGUAUUUUUCAUAUAUCUCCUUGUAACAAUAAUUAAUAAUAAUAAUUAUUAAAUUAAAUAAAUACAUAAAUAAAUAAAUAAUUAUUAUACAACAGUAAUAUAUUGCAAUAAUUUGGAAAUCUCCUUGCACUUAAAUGUUUGGACUGACUGAAUGUCGGUUUUCUCUACAUCUGAAGUGUCAUUGUGGAAGGACUUACACUCUCCAGCCUUUGGUAUAAUCACUGUGAUCACUGUAACAUUACUUUAUGACUAUUUGCAAAGCAGAUCAUGCUAAAUGUUUAUUAAUUGGGAAAUAUUCUUCAAUUAUGCCUCCAUUGCUAUAAUUUCCUAUAGUUGAUAUUGUGGUGAGAUAUGUUAAUCUCUGCCAUUUACAUACAUUUUAAAUACUUUUACAAAUAAUUAUUUCAACAAUUGCAUACCGUUCCAUAUGUUUAACAUAUUAGAUCCAUGUUGUUAGUUAUACUGUGUAUCCUUCUAUAUGAUCUCUAUAUAAUCAUGUAUCCUGAUCAGGUUUUCUUGUGCCAGAAUGUUUUGAUUCUGUCAUGCCAGAUGUACUCUUUCAAGUUAUUUUUCGAUGUUGUUUAAGGCCAUGAUGGAAAGAAUUUUAGGACCGCAUGGACUGCUCUGAUUUACUGUGAGGAUUUCCUGACUCUGCUCGAAGAUAUACCAUAAUGCAGUGCGGAUCUGAAUGCUAAUUAUUGUUUGACUCAUUUAUUUCUCUAACUAGUGCCAUUAGUUGAUUGGAUUGAUGAUGUGUUUUUUACCAAAGAAACUAAUAAAAAAUCAUCAUUGUCUUUUCAA